Molecule: messenger RNA, 1752 nt
Organism: Paramacrobiotus metropolitanus
Lineage: Eukaryota; Metazoa; Tardigrada; Eutardigrada; Parachela; Macrobiotidae
Exons: 2
Coding region: 946-1752 (268 amino acids)
Source: RefSeq, a predicted model, not a curated record
CGGAUACAACAAUUAACGUCGUACGUAGAACCGGACGGUAACAGCAACUAUCGUCGUACGUGGAACGCUUCGGAAUUCGGAUCAUAUUUGCCUUAUUUACCUAUUAUUUUAUUACUAAUGUUUUCGAACUAAAUCUACGUUUUGUACUCCCAAAAAAAUCUGAUCGUGAUUUCUCUAGUGCUAUUGCAAGCUUUAUAUUUUCGUUUGUAUAUGUUUUUUCUUAGUUUUUUCCUGAAAACAUUCUGUUUUCAGUCUGGUAAGAGGGGAGUGUAACGGGGGAUUCCUGUCUCAUGUAUUAGUAUGUACGAGUAUGUGCUUGGUUGUCCCGCCUCUUGUAUUUCCUGUUCCUGUACGAGCGAUUCAGUAUAUAUAGCGAUGUAUUUCCUGCGGUAUCUUCAGUCGUUGGGUUAGCAAUAUUUCGAGCAGUAUCAGCCGGUUCCGUUGCCCGUUAUACUUCUACAAACAGCAGUAACAGGCGAGCGAUCGAUAGUAGCAGACUGGUAUUGUGUCUCCUCUUUUCCUUUUCCCACUGGCUGACAUCAUACUGACGAGCCGUCUGAGUCAGCCUGUGACUGCAAGCGGGUGCAGUCACGCUGUUAAGAUCGAUCAGUGUUUGUUUGCAACUUUGGAUAGAAACGCCGUUCACGUCGUUUUUUAGGUUUUCCGUACGCUCCGCUUCUAUUUCUAUAUCACAGCUCGUCUUCUGCUGACAUUCUGUAGGUUCCCAGCGCUGGUUGGCCGUGUAACCGUUUAUAUCCGCAUCCUGUUUUUUCGUUGUGUAGCCAGUGUCUAGCCACAAAAGACGGAGUCAGACACUUUGCUUUGGUCUCCCUGUACUGCGAUUUUUUUCUUCAGUAUUUCAGAUUGCUAAAACCUACUUUUCUCGCAUCCCUAGGAAACCGUUCGGCUAAAAACUCAACAGUUUCCAACGCCUUCCUUGUGAAGAUGCCGUAUCCUUAUGAAUAUUUUUCGGGCAUCAAAAGCAGGUGUCCCGGCCAGUGGAACAUCAACAAUGCUGUGAUGGUGAAUUUAGUCGGUGAUGAUUUCUACCUGGCCUAUUUACAGGACAUCGACGGCGAUCUAGUCUUUGUGGAUUUCGAUUGCACCAAAAUCCCCUCUUGGUGGGUGUCAGCCGAUCGCGUCUAUCGACAUAAUUUAUACGGGGAGCGGGUGAAGCAUGACUCUGUUUUUGUGGCUGUGCGCGAAGAAGACAACGGUCCGUACAUUUUCCGUCCGGCCAAGCUAUUACGCAAUUCCACACUUAGCACGAAUUACCUCUGCUGUGUUUCACUAAAUACUACGCAGGAUCCAAAGAAUUCGUUUCGAGUGGUACAUCAGUGGCAACUUUCGAGCGUGCUGCCGAGUCAGUAUACGGACCUUCCAACAAAAAUCACGGAAGAUCAUGUCGAAAAGGUAGUCGUUCGUGUUGACAACAUGGGCUUCCUGAAACAUAUUGACGAAUACCACAUAACACGGCUCCUUGAUAUGGGAUUUCGUGACGGGUUCAGUCCGAUCGGCUGGCGGGCUUUUGACGUCGCUCACAAGGACGAUCGGGAUCAGCUUUUCGUUCGGCUAACCGGAAGGACGUUGACGUUCGUAAUAAUGCAAGCAUCGUGCUUUCAUGUCUUCUGGAAUACGAGGAUCCCGUUAUUCUUGCCUCGCCAGAAGAGAAAAAAUCUAAGAAAGUACUCUCGUACCAUAAUUGUACUUGCUGGAAAAAGGAAAUCGCUAAAGAUAUUUCGUUCGGAAUAA